AUGGAGCGCCGUUUGUUGAGAACAGUUUUGGGGUUAAUAUUGCUGAUCACUAUCAUAUGGUUCUUAUCAGGACGCAAUAAUCCAUCGUACACUGAAGUCAUAUUAGGACAACCAAGGAUGCGAGAACAUGUCACUCAAACCAAUAAUUCAAUGAUUAUUUCUGCAACUAGCAAUAAUCACGGCUUUACUAACUCAUUUCAGUCGAAACGAACUACCUAUGUUGCUCUUAGUGAUGAUCACCAUAACGUUAGUAAACUAAGUCCGGAACAAGAAAUGACACACCUACAUAAACUAGCCAGUGAUAUUGAACAGAGAGUAUUGAAUCGAAAAGAAGGCAUUCAUGUGCUAGUUCUUGCAAGGCUGCGAACAGGAUCAACAUUUACUAGUAAUUAUAUUGCAAUGCAAUCUGACUCGCUGUAUUUAGGUGAACCGGAAGCAACUUUGUCGUCACAUGCUUACGACUUGUUUAAUGACAGCGCUUCGUAUGUUGAACAGCUCCAAAAGCCGUUCUAUACACUUCUCGGCGACUUCUUCGAUUGCAAUUUUAACAAUCAUGUACUUUUGUCCCACACGAACUCAACCAGGUGCAAAGGACUAACAAAUCAGAGAGGUCGCGUGCAUAAUGCUACGUUUACCUUCUCAUGGAUAACUGAAAAAUGCAGAAGUAAAAAUAUGUAUAUAGUCAAAACAACGCACAUGAGUGAUAUUUCCAAAGGUCUAGAUACUUUGAAAAAGUACAAUGUUAAAGUCAUUCAUCUUGUGAGAGAUCCCCGGGCAAUGAUUAAUUCAAGAAUAAAGUACGAACAAGCACAUGCACGGAAUCGUUACGAACGCCUGAGAAGAAUUGAUGAGAUGAUUAAGCACUAUUGCAUAUGGUUGAAAACAAAUGUGGAUGUUGUAAUCCAUGGGCCUGAUUGGCUGAAGAAACACUAUAUGAUUAUUAGGUAUGAGGAUAUCUGUGGCAGAUCUGAGGAAAUACUCCCGAAAUUGCGUAGUUUUCUUGAUUUGCCAUCUAAUGAAGGUAUAAUUCCGAGAAUAUUAAAAAGUUCUGUUGAUUCAUGGCGCAAUACAUUAACAUUCAAUUAUACUGCCAUUGCCCAAGAUAAUUGUCCUGAUGAGGUAUUCAAAAUGUUAGGCUACGUCAAACUUAAGAAUAUCGACCAACAACAUGAUAGUUCAUUUUCUCUAAUGACACCAUCGAUACCACCUAUCAACAAAUUAACAGUGUUAAAUCAUGAUGGCGUGGUGUAG
Saccoglossus kowalevskii is the source of this 1251-nucleotide messenger RNA. RefSeq names its product carbohydrate sulfotransferase 1-like. Gene Ontology annotation, biological process: sulfur compound metabolic process; N-acetylglucosamine metabolic process. The record is from RefSeq and is a predicted model, not a curated record. Lineage: Eukaryota; Metazoa; Hemichordata; Enteropneusta; Harrimaniidae. Gene Ontology annotation, molecular function: N-acetylglucosamine 6-O-sulfotransferase activity.